Molecule: messenger RNA, 921 nt
Organism: Drosophila eugracilis
Lineage: Eukaryota; Metazoa; Arthropoda; Insecta; Diptera; Drosophilidae
Gene: Ssl
Product: suppressor-of-stellate-like protein
Exons: 3
Coding region: 27-746 (239 amino acids)
Cellular component (GO): cytoplasm; protein kinase CK2 complex
Molecular function (GO): protein kinase regulator activity
Source: RefSeq, a predicted model, not a curated record
UUCUUUUUUACAAGCCCCUAAGAAACAUGUCGCGCGCCCACAGCCACGACUCAAUGGGAGAUGGCAGCUGGAUCAGCUGGUUUCUGGCCAUCAAGGGCAACGAGUUCGUUUGCCGCGUGCCCACCGAUUACAUUGAGGACAAGUUCAAUCUGACUGGCCUGGAGUAUUUUAGCCAGACUUUGGACUUGGUUUUGGAUCCAGAGUUCGAUCACCAGGGCUGGGACAACGGGGUGGAUACGACCGAUGCGGAGCAGCUGUAUGGCAUGAUCCACGCCCGCUACAUACUCACUGCGCGGGGCGUGGAGGAUAUGUGUCUGAAGUACGAGAGGGGUGACUUCGGGGUGUGUCCGAGGGUCUUCUGUAAGGGGCAGAGGACCCUGCCCGUCGGCCUUUCCGACCAGUGGACUCAGUCUCACGUGAAGAUCUACUGUCCGCGCUGCCACGACAUCUAUCAGCCCAGAUCGCGUUGUGCGCUGCUGGAUGGAGCCAUGUUUGGGACCGGCUUUCCGCAUAUGUUCUUCAUGCAGCUGCCGAAUAUGAAGCCUCAACCUCCCACCGAGAAGUACGUGGCCCGUCUCUUUGGCUUCCAGCUCCAUGAGCAGGCCCUGAUGCCAAGUGAAACGCCUGAGCCGGUGCCAAUAAGUCACUUAUCCUCGACCAGCAAGUCCACGUUCUUAGAGUCAACCAAUCCCAACACUCUCCCCAUUGCCUCCCGGCACUCUCCCUUCCUCAUGCACAAAUGUUGAUCUGAAGUCUUGUUGUUGCAAUUAAACGGAUUCUGUAUCAGUGCGCUGAUAUGGCCAGGCAAGACACACCUGAUACUAUACCAAACACACAGAGCUGGCCAUAUCAGCCACUUGCCAGCUUGAAUGGGUAGCAAACUGAAGAGUCGUUGUCUUUAUUAAAGGCAAUCAUCUGGUA